This is a messenger RNA of Porites lobata, 918 nucleotides long. NCBI's taxonomy places the organism in Eukaryota, Metazoa, Cnidaria, Anthozoa, Scleractinia, Poritidae. The record is from the annotation of a GenBank genome assembly.
AUGGCGGCGGUUUUUUUGGCAGAAAAAACACUAAAACAGCAGUCGAUUGAACAAGCAUUAAGGAGGCUUAAGUACUUACACACCUCGCUGAGUCCACUUGAAGCUGGCAACAACAACCGGAGUCAACAAAAAGUCGGCCAAUUUCUUCGGACAAAACCUCUGCAGCCAGUAGCAGGCGAUGAACGGGUAAUUACUAUUCCUCAAAGGACGACUGCUAAGGAACAGUGUUUUCUUUCAUUGGCACCCAAGACUGUGAAAAGGAUUCGCGAAAAGGAAAAGGCUCAUGUCAAACUAGAGAAACAGCAUAAGAAAGCCGUUCGGACUGGUCGCGCGCUGUUACAUUCAAAAACAUACGAAAUUGCAGCUCCUAAAACUGAGGAAGGGAAACAGUUUAAAACGAGAGACGUAAAAAUUUCCAGAACUCCAACAGGACGCGUACAAAGUUCCAAGUCAGCUCCUGGAAGUUCAUGCACUGUUGAUCCUUACAAACGCGUGCAGUGUUUUGCAAGUGACUACUCAAACAAGAAACAAAGGACAAAGCAAUAUUACACGAACAUAAAGGUUAACCGCGUUACUUUCUCAGCGCGUCCGAUUGGCUCCGUGGCUAAAUCAACGAGGAAAAAACAAAGCAAAGUAGAGGUGCCUAAAAGUGGUUUCUCUAAUGGAUGGGGCAUGCGGUGUAAAACAGAGUCUCUUUGUCGAGGAAAUCGUGCAAACGACUCAAAGUGCACUGACAGGAAUAUCCUGGAUGUUACUGCAGGGUUAAAAACUGUCAAACUUGAGACCUGGACUGAACGAAUGCGAAAAGAUCGUUACGGAGAAAGACUCUCUCAACCUCCCCCUACACCGGUUCGACAGAUUGCCAUUAGACUACCUGAGGGACGAGUGGUAAAGUACCAAUUGUCAGAGGACGAAUAA